Poeciliopsis prolifica (blackstripe livebearer) is the source of this 1590-nucleotide messenger RNA. RefSeq names its product UBA_like_SF and PTH2 domain-containing protein. Bases 193 to 750 code for a protein of 185 amino acids. Gene Ontology annotation, molecular function: protein binding; peptidyl-tRNA hydrolase activity. Gene Ontology annotation, cellular component: mitochondrion; cytosol. The record is from RefSeq and is a predicted model, not a curated record. The transcript has 7 exons. NCBI's taxonomy places the organism in Eukaryota, Metazoa, Chordata, Actinopteri, Cyprinodontiformes, Poeciliidae.
AGCAUACCAUACGCAGAGACUAAAGGCCUCAAAAUGGAAGAAUGGAGUGAAAUAACACAGAACACGGAGAGAGCGUCAUCGAAAGCGAUUUUAUAAAUAACUUCAUUUUUAUGUGUGUUGUGUAAAAUUAAAUCUGCGGGGAAACUUAAUCAGCGCUGCUGUUCCUGUAGAGCAAGCUGUGAUAAACAGUUAAUGAUGGAGCCAUCAGAGGACACUGGAUCACAAUGGGCUUCCCAGGAGGUCAACCCUGUGUUCCUGCAGCAGCUCAGAGAGCUGGACAUCCCUGAGGAGGCAGCAAAACAGGCACUACUGCACACUCGGAACGUGUCGGCUGAGGAGGCGGCCAUGUACUACUUCAACAAACUGGAGAAUGAGGAGGAGGGGGACGAGGACCUCUUGUUCAAGAUGGUGUUUGUGGUUAACAUGGACCUCGGCAUGGGUGUUGGAAAGAUUGCUGCCCAGGUGGGCCACGCGGCAGUGGGUUUGUACCAGGCUCUACAAGAGAAGAACAGCUGGCGGGAGAUGGCCUGGAAGUGGGACCAGAGCGGGGCCAAGAAGGUGGUGCUCCAAGGCACUAACGUGGCCCACCUGCUGGAGCUGCAGGCCCUGGCCCUGAGCCUCAACCUGCCCACCUACCUGGUCCAGGACGCAGGUCUCACCCAGGUGGAGUCCGGCUCCCGCACCGUCCUGGCCAUCAUGGGAGCAGAAGAGAUGGUGAACAACGUCACCGGCAGUCUGAAGCUGCUUUGAGUUCUUUGGAGACAAGUAUCUGCAGUGGCACACAACCACCAGGAGGGGGCAGCCUUUCUUAGCAGCAGGAGAACUGCAGUCAAGCAUGAGCUAAAAACCUUUAAGAAUAAUAAUAAAAAAAAAUGUAAAAACAAAAAAAACAACCCAGAAAACACCUCCUCCCUCAGCUCCAUUCCUCUUUCCUUCUCUUUUCCCCUCAGCUGCUUAAUCGGACAUUCCUGGGAGACCACCUACUAGCAAAAGAAUUGAUUCCUUUGGUUCAUUUUUCUCCCUCAAAUGGUAACAGUUCAAUACAAAGUAACUGAUGGGAUGUUCACAUGAAGAUUUUAAUGGUGGUGUUUGUGUACAGCUGAAGUUCCCUGUUAAUAUCAUUUCUGGUGUUAUGGUUGUGUACAUGUUUUGGUUUUUUUUUUUUCAUGGCCAUGUGAUGUGCCAUUUUUAUCAAAAUAAGAAGUAAAUCUUCCAUUCUGAUUUCCACCUCCCGCUCCAGCUUAACGUUUAAAGAAGCCACAACCUGGCACCAGAGCUUACCCUGCAAACAUUUGGACUCGCUCUAAAUACUGCUGCCAUGAAUGGUGUGUUUAGGUUCUUUGGGGGAGGGGAAUAAAAAAAAAGUAUUUGUGGGGCGUAAAAAAUAAUUUAUGGGUUGCCAGGCCAGUGUUGUUGAUUAUAUUGUCACAAUGUACAUUGAAACUACAAUGUUUGUUCUGUAGUGUUAAAAUGCAUGAGAUACAAAAUGUUACAAUAUGAAUGAUAAAAUUGACAUUUGAAGACCGUGGUGUACUAUUCAUAGCUUUGUUGUGUCAGACAGGUGAUCAUUAAAACACCUCAACAUUACAA